CAGGUCACGCAGAGCCACCUUUGUCCAGGACCCAAAGCAGCGGCUCAUUCCCGAGUUCCUCCAUAACUUCUGUCCUUCAGCUUUUUCUCAAGCAUGCAGUGACCACUGGUGGCUUCCUGCCUCAGGGACCAGGAGAGAAUGCUCCAAUGGAGAGCUUCCAGAAAUCCAUUUUACUCCCCCUCAUCCUGACUGCCUUGCUGCCAGGUCUGGCCUUUUGCUACUCCAUCACAAAAGGUCCCUCCAACACCACGGUCCUGGCGGGCUCCGAGGCGCGCUUCAACUGCACGGUGUCAGCGGGGUGGAAGGUUCUGAUCUGGCUGUCCAAGGGCAGCCCUGUCCUCACUGUCACCAGCUCCCAGGGCUCCGUGGAGACCACAGACCGCUUCACCUCCCGCAAUUACACCAGUGGGGACGAGUUCACCUCGGAGCUGAUCAUCCACAACACCCAGCUGAGCGAUACAGGCAGGAUCGAGUGCAGCAUCCAGCAGCCCAGCGAGAACAACUUCGCCUUUCUCUUUGUUCAAGUUAAUGGAUCUUUACUCAUCAAAAAUAGCACCUUAACAGUAAAAGAGAACCAAACAGUUGAGAUUGUUUGCGAAGCCUUAGGAUGGGCUCCGGCUCCAGACAUUUCCUGGAUGACAAACGACUCUGUCAUUGAUAAGUCGAGCUAUGUCAACCAGCAGAGCCCAGGAUCUAAUGGCCUCCACAAUGCCCUGAGCACCUUAACUCUGACUCCGACGGACUCUGAGGUUUUGACUUGUUUAGCUGACAUAGAAGCACUCCCCAGCCCUCAGAAUGCAUCUGUAACUCUUAUUUUUGACAACUCUGCGGCGGAAAAUGAGUACAGUGAAGACAACAGGAGCACGUGGGUUAUUGUAGUUGCAGUUGUGCUUUCAUUUCUUGGUAUUGUUCUGCUGAUCGUUGUUAUUGUGGUUGCUGUGCGCUGCUGCCUAAAGAGGAGAGGAUCCAACUAUCAAAACGAAAUAAGRAAAGUUUCAGCUGAGAAGAAAAAAGACGGCGAAUUGGAUGACAGGCAGAGGAGUGGCAGUGAAAAUCUGGGAUACAUUCCAGAGGAAUUGUGGAACACAGAACAAAGCCCAAGACUUGUCUCUCUUCCUCCCAAGGUGUCAAAGAUUUCUGGCCCUGUUGACAAUUUGCACAUCAGUUCUGUACCAAAGGUGCGACCUCAAAGACGUACUGAUUACCCGAUCAGCCCAAAGAAAAUUAGGAAUGUGACACUCGUGUAGGAUGUGCUUCUCCAAGAYAUUUCUCCAUCAGUUGCAUUUUUACAGGUUUGGAUGCCUUCCUGCARCAGAGAAAAGUUAAAACCAGUUCUCUCAGUU
Molecule: messenger RNA, 1343 nt
Organism: Malurus melanocephalus (red-backed fairy wren)
Lineage: Eukaryota; Metazoa; Chordata; Aves; Passeriformes; Maluridae
Gene: IGSF5
Product: immunoglobulin superfamily member 5
Exons: 8
Coding region: 147-1247 (366 amino acids)
Biological process (GO): cell-cell adhesion
Source: RefSeq, a predicted model, not a curated record